AUGUCGGUCAGAUCAUAUUUAGUCAAUUUGAAACACAAAAUUGACUCCAGGGCAUUAAAAGUGCCAUAUACGAUUGUAACGGGUAAUCAAUCAGCAGAUAUGGAUUCAAUUAUUAGUGCUAUUUCAUUUGCUUAUUUUAAUAAUUUAAAAUCUCAAGAAUUUAUAAUUCCAUUGAUUAAUGUACCAAGAGCUGAUUUCAAAUUAAGAAAAGAUGUAGUAUUGUUAUUGGGUAAUCAUGAAGUAAGUGAAGAUUUAUUAUAUUUUGUUGAAGAUUUUGAAAAAUGGUUGAGUUCUUCAGAUGUAAUUAAUGUUAAUUUAGUAGAUCAUAAUGGUUUGCAAGGCACUGAAAUUAAUAAUGCAUUUGAUGAGAAGAAAAUAAAAGUUGUAGGUAUAAUAGAUCAUCAUGCAGAUGAGAAUCAAUUCUUAUCUAGUCAUCCAAGAAUAAUUAGAUCUUGUGGUUCAAAUUCAAGUUUAGUUUUCAAUUAUUUUUAUAAUGAAAUUUUUAAUAAGGAUGAUAAAUUAUUUGUUGAAAAUAAAGAUGUUAUUGAGUUAUUGUUAGGUCCAUUAUUAAUCGAUACUUCAAAUAUGACUCAAAAAGUAGAAGAACCAGAUAUUGAAGCGUUAAAUAUUUAUAAGAAAAUUUUAUCAACACAAGAAUUAAGUACAGUUACUAUAGAUAAUUAUACUCCAUUUUAUUCAAGUUUAAAAUUUGCAAAGAAGGAUUUAUCUGGAUUUUCAUUGAAUGAUAUAUUAAGAAAAGAUUAUAAACAAUUUAAAUUUAGUACUGGUGAAAAUGUUGGAUUUUCAUCAAUUGGUAAAUCUAUAAAAUGGAUAAUGACAAAUUAUGAAAAUGAAGAUAUAGCAAAUACAUUAUCAAAUGCUUUGAAAAUCAAUAAUAUUGAAAUGUUAAUUAUCACGUCAUCAUAUACUCAAAAGGAAAAUGGAGUAUACACUAGAGAAUUUUGUUAUUAUUAUGAAAAUAAAGAUAAUGUUAAAUUCAACAAUUUAGAUAAAUUAUCUAAAGCUCCAUUAGAAUUGAAUGACGAUAUAUAUGGUUCAAAGAAAAUAGAGCCAACAAUAGAAUAUUUACAAAGUGAAAGUAAAGGUAUAUUUAAAUUAUAUAAUCAAGCUAACAUUAAAGCAUCAAGAAAACAAGUUGUUCCGAUAAUUAAAGACAUUCUUGAAAAUUAUAACUAG
Insectozyma verbasci is the source of this 1197-nucleotide messenger RNA. Lineage: Eukaryota; Fungi; Ascomycota; Pichiomycetes; Serinales; Debaryomycetaceae. The record is from the annotation of a GenBank genome assembly.